Coregonus sp. 'balchen' is the source of this 18587-nucleotide messenger RNA. Lineage: Eukaryota; Metazoa; Chordata; Actinopteri; Salmoniformes; Salmonidae. The record is from the annotation of a GenBank genome assembly.
AUGUUCCAGAUCCAGCGUUCCAGGAAGUUUGACGAGGCGCGCUCUCGCUUCUACGCUGCCGAGGUCACAUCUGCCCUCAUGUUCCUUCACCAACAUGGUGUAAUCUACAGGUAACACACACACACACACACAAAUACACACAUAUACACACACACACAUACACACACACAUAUAUAUAUACACACACACAUACACACACACACACACACACACACACACACACACACACACACACACACACACACACACACACACACACACUAGCCUGUUAGUGGUAACGCCUAAUAACAUUGUAUACAGAAAGACUUAACCCGACUUUAAGGCUCUAACCUUCACCAUGUCAUACUAGCCUGGUUAAGGGUUGCAACAUUCUGGUAACAUCCUGGAAUCCUGGAAAUUCUGGAAAAACCCUGGGGAUUUUGGGAAAGUUACUGGAAUUUUGCUACCCUAAACUGGUUACAGAUCAGUUUGUGAUUUUUUAGCUCCCUUGAUCGUAAUUGUUUUGCCAAACUUGACAGACUGAUCUGGGGCCAGGCUUAUAAUGAUAGACCUACAGUAUACCAUAACGCUAUCCCUUUAUGUCAGCAUUCCAAUUCCAAUGCUAUCCCAAUUCUAUUAUAUCACAUUAUAUUCAACCCAGUUGAACUCAACUGGAACUCAUUCUCCUCACUAUUACAGUAAUUGUUCAAUGAUGACUAUUCUGAUAUGGGCUGAUAUCCAGAUACAGUAGCCCAGUCUGUCCCUAGCCCAAGGCCUGUGGGAGGGAGAAGAACAUCUGUGGUUAGACUGGGCCAACACUAACUCACUCUCUCCUCUGUCAGUCAACAUCCCUCCCAGAAGUCACUAUUUUCUACCCCUGACAGUCACAGCAUCAUUGUCAACCAAUAACAACACAGACAGACUAUCAGAAUGCAUCUCCAUGGCAAAUCAUAACAUCAUUGUAACGAGACAGUAGAUUCAAUCCAAAUCUAUUCCCAUUUUGCUCCCCAAAUAAUAAUAAUGUACAGUCCAGAUUUCGGUCUCACGCAAACUUUGAGUGAGGAGAAUCUGACUUGGGAUCAGGGGACUAAUGUAUCAAUCAUCUCAGAGGAGGAAUACUGAUCUGACAUCAGAUCCCCCCUGUCCAUUCAAUCUUAUUCAUUGUGAUCUAAAAGGUACAACUGAUCCUAAACCAGCACUUCUCUGAGAUGCUUGAUACAUACGGCCCCAGGUCUUAGGGAGUCCAAAGCGGAAGACUGAACUGGGUCAAAGUUCUAAUGGGUUUGUGUUGUGUUGUGUGUUGUCUGGGGCCAUGGAGCCUGUGUUUAUACCAGGUUGUUUACUGCCAGUGCUGAUUUAUCCUGUUUCUGGCGCUCUGUUUAUCCUCUCAUCUCACUGUCGUUUACCACACACAAACCCAGACUCCCUCGGGGCUACACAACUAUGUUGCCCCUAUGGACAGUAGUUCCCUUCUGGCAGCUAUCAAUCUCCAACGCUUUGAGUAGACCCAGCUCUAAACAGCCACCACCUACAGUACAUGGGCUUUCUAGGAGUUUCUCUGCCUUCCUCCGAGUGUUCUUGGUGCCCCUCUUGACCUGUGGACCCCUCUACCACCCGUGGUUGGGAGUUGGGAGUUUGAAACCCACCCAGUCCAUUUUCACCUCCACCACCAUGACCUCCUAACAGGAAAAGUCCCAUUUAGAGCUUAAUGUUGUAUUGAAUUAAGGUUUCGUCCACGCCUCUCUUCCUGGAGCUAAAGGAAACAGCCAGGCUCCAAUGGAGCCCCCCCCCCUCACUAGGUAUUGGUCAGUAUACUAGCCCUCUCUGAUUCAGACAAUAAGCACUCAGAGGGAAAUAUACAGUGUUAUGUUUAGUCUGCAACUCCAGGAGUCAUGGUUUAGUAUGCUCUUAGAAUGAGCCACCUGCAUAACAUCAGGCCAACCGACAAACAAUGCUAUGAAUCAGUCUCCUUACACUGAAUGUGCAGUGCAGGUAUUAUUUAGUAUUGGCUAUGAGGUAGCUGAUGCUGUACAACCAAAGCUACCUUGGUUAAUGGGUAGAUUCAUGUCAUUGUGUCACCUACGGUCAUUUUUUUUAUUAAUUUAUUAAUACAAUCCUAAAGUUUUGGAAAGGUCAUGGAAAAUAAUUUCAUAAUUUCUGUUAAUGUAAUUUAUUUAGAAACAGUUUUUAAAUAUUUUAUCAAUCAAAUAAAAAUCAACAUAUCAGCCAGGAUUGGAACUAGACUUUAGGGCGUCUGUGUUUGCGUGCAUCACCUGCAUGUGUGCAAGACGAGUGGGCCGUUGCUCAAGGAGAGAGAGGCAGGUAAGCUUUUAAAAUAUGAUAGAGAACAGACUAAUAACUAGGUAGCCAAUUCAAAACAUAUAUUGUACUCUAAAUAACUGUUUAGCUAUUAUUAGCAUGUAUUAAUGUUUUUGGCAUGUCCUAGCAGACUAAACUCCAGUGGAGUUUAGUCCGCUAGUCAUUUCCCAAAAACCUUUCCACUGACACUAGCGAAUAAGGCCAUACAAAGUUGAUUUACUUUUUUGAAUGAUUCAUAUGAUUCAUUUAGAUGAUUAUUUUUGACAAAAUGAAUGAUUCACUUCAACAUUGUAUUAGUUGGGAUUCGGGUCAAUCGUGGUGAAUCGAAUCAUGUAAAUCAAAAUAAUAAUUUCUGAAUCGCGAACAGUAAUUUUAGUAAAAAAUAUUUGAUGUAGCCUUUCUUUUGCAUUAUGUGGCUUCAAAAAUUGUUUUGUAGAUACUUCCAGUUGAUUUGGGCAUCCAAUGUAUGGGACAUUGCAACUCAAUAGAUGCUAGUCCGCCUGCAAAGUAAACGUCUAAGGUAGCUAAGAUAAAUAUGACUAAACUGAAAAAGGUAAGUUUCCUGAAGAAAAUUUGUGGGCUUGCUUCAGCUGAAUAAAAAAAUGUGUAGCCUACCAUAGCCAUUUGAUCUUUGAUAUAUUGAAUGAGCGGAUUAUUUCAAAAGGCAUAAAACGUAUUUGGUUGUAAUGUAAUUUUUUUUAUAUAUUUUUUUUAUUUAUUUAUUUUUCACCUUUAUUUAACCAGGUAAGCCAGUUGAGAACAGGUUCUCAUUUACAACUGCGACCUGGCCAAGACAAAGCAAAGUAGUGCAAUAAAAACAACAGAGUUACAUAUGGGUAAAAAAAAAAAAAAAAAACAUAAAGUCAGAAAAUACAACAGAAAAAUAUAUAUACAGUGUGUGCAAAUGUAGCAAGUUAUGGAGGUAAGGCAAUAAAUAGGCUAUAGUGCAGAAUAAUUACAAUAGUAUUAACACUGUUGCAAUGUUAUACAUCAAGGCUGGUCAGCCAUCCUCCAGGAGAGCUAAUGGGUGUGCAGGUUUUUAUUCCAGUCCCAUUCUAACAAACCACAUUUUAGAAAUUAGCUGCUCAACCGGACCUUGAUAAACUGUCUCUGAUGUGUUUGAGCAGGGCUUGAUGAAAAGCCUGCACACCCAGUUGCUCUCCAGACUGAGGGUUGACCCCAUGCACUGGCAUAUCGGACACCCCCGCAGCCCCCAAAAGGCGGGGGGGCCCACGAGCUCUGGGGGCCCAUGCUCCUGUCAUUAAUGUCAAUUUUUUUUAAAUGUAAUAAAUCAUUUUCACAGUAACCCUCCAAAAAGUAAUUCAUUUAUAAACCUUUUUAAUUUCCAUAUGUACUAGGAAGCUAAGUAUUUGUUUCUUGGGCUUCAGGAAUGUGACUGAAAAAGUGCCCCAGGUCUUGAAAAAUAAAAUAUUUAACUGGUUGUGUAAGGGGAAUAUCGGCAAACAAAUGCUGUGGUCAAGGCUACGACGGUGCCAGUGCAAUGAGUGGAGCUUACUCAGGUGUUCAAAAGCUUGUAUCAGACGAGAGCCUAAUGCUUCUUAUGUAGGCCUACCAAUAAACAUGUAUCCAUUAUUUAAAGCAAAGCUAAGCCCUGGCACCAUAGAAAGCCUAUCAUCGAUUCGAUAGGCAUGCAACCGCAUAGACAUGUUGCAAUUUCAGCACCAUGGACAGCGAUUGGUAGUCUACUUUGUGAGUGGCUGUCUGGCUGACACAUUCGAUUAAAAUGUUUCGCUCCUACAGACAGUGAGUCACGUGGCCAUGACUUGCAAUAUAAAGCAGGCAGACAUGCAUUGAGGCAUUCAGUUACUGUUCGAUUGAACGUUACAAUGGGCAAAACGAGUGACCUAAGCUACUUUGAGCGUGGUAUGAUCAUUGGUGCCAGGCACACCGGUUCCAGUAUCUCAGAAACGGCCGUCCUUCUGGGAUUUUCAAGCACGACAGUGUCUAGGGUUUACAGAGAAUGGUGUGACAAACAAAAAACAUCCAGUCAGCGGCAGUCCUGUGGCCAAAAACAGCACGUUGAUGAGAGGUCGAAGGAGAAUAGCAAGAAUCGUGCAAGCUAACAGGCGGGCCACAAACAGGCAAAUAAUGGCGCAGUACAACAGUGGUGUGCAGAACGGCAUCUCGGAACGCACAACUUGUCGGUCCUUGUCACAUAUGGGCUAUUAUUGCAGAAGACGACCACCCCGGGUUCCACUCCUAUCAGCUAAAAACAAGAAGAAGCGGCUCCAGUGGGCACACAAUCACCAACACUGGACAAUUGAGGAGUGGACGAAUCCCGGUUCCUGUUGCGUCAUGCUGAUGACAGAGUCAGAAUUUGGUGUAAGCAGCAUGAAUCCAUGGCCCCAUCCUGCCCGGUGACAAUGGUACAGGCUGCUGGUGGUGAUGUAACGGUGUGGGCAAUGUUUUCCUGGCACAUGUUAGGUCGCUUGAUACCAAUUUAGCAACAUUUCCAUUCCCUGAAGAAUUCAGGCUGUUCUGGAGGCCAUGGGGGUCCAACGCAGUACUAGAUGGAUGUACCUAAUAAACUGUGUACAUACAUAGACGCCGCCAAUUGUUGGUAAUGAAAAGUUGUUUAAAAGUCAUGAAAUUCCGUCUGUCAAAAUGUGUAUGAACCGUGAGCUAGGUAGGAAGCAGGCUAGGAAGUGAUCAACCGGUGUGAAUUGUGUGUUGUGUAAAAUCAGAAGAAUAAUAGUUAAUGGAAUGGAAUAAAAGUCUGGCUAUGUACUGUAGCUUGAAGGUUCUCUUUCUCUCUCUUCCUUUCUCUCCCUCACUUUCACUGUCUCUCUCUCCCCCUCUCUCUCUUUCUUUCGCUCUCUCUCUUUCUCUCUCUCACUCUGGCUCUCUCUCUCUCUCUGGCGUUCACUCUCUCUGUCGUUUAUGCUCUCUCUCUCUCUCUGGGCUGUGCAGUGAGCUUGUGUUCAAGACAGGAAAGUGGGUGAGACUCUAGUCUGGACUCAUUGUCCCUGUUCCUAAUCAAAGGGUUCUGGCUACGUGAUUUUAGCAGCGCAGAGAAUAGCCAUAGCCAGCCUCCUUGGUGCCUUUCUGAUUUGAUGUAUUGUCUGAAUGACUAUUUAUUUCAGUGUUCAUUAAUACUGUCAGGGAGCAAGUUUUAGCUUGAAAGGUAGACUCACAAAGUAAUAAACAGCAGUAGUGGGUCAAUUUCCACGGCAACUGAAAGUAUUGAAGCGCAAGGCUAAACUUAGCUGUUUUGGUCCCGUAGCUACCACAUUGUAGCAGCGUGAAGUGAACCCACGCACAUGCACAGAUACCCUGUGUGACUGUGUGAGAGCAAAGUCUUGCAUCGGGCUCAUCGCAAUAUCUGCGGUGCUACUCGUUGCAACGUCAUAACACUGAGUCUACCUUUAAUGAAACUCAAUUUUGUAUGUGAAUGUCCAUUUGAUAUUCAAGCACAUUCACUGUAGAGCUCUGCAAGUGUCAGCUUUGUUAAUGACUUCUUUGUUCGGAUUUGGCAAAUCAAUGAAAUCAGUGAGAGCCAGGAUUGACGAAUGUGAUGCACCCACCUUUGUGUGUGAGGUCUACGACGUUUAAUGUAACGCCACACACUUCACCUGAGUUGACUCAGGCUUGCCUCUCUGUGAGCUGUUGAACACACUGACCAAGAAUACAAACAACUCUUUUGGGAAUACUCUGUGAAGUAGGUACAUGACUCCCCCUCACCCCCACGCCCCACCUCUUAGAGAGAAAAGAAUACAGUGGCUAGGUUUUGUUUGAGACAGUAGCAGUUUGAUCUGUUAGUGAUGUGGGACGAGUCUGGACUGGCAUGCAGUCGGCUGGUAGAAGCCUGUAUGCCACUAUAGACGGUGAGGGGAGGGGAGGGGAGAAGAGAUGGGAGGAGUUUAUAGAGGAGUCUAUCACCAGGCUUUCUGUCCGUCCUCCUCGCUCUGCACAAGCUUACGUGAGACUGGAGCCCCUAUGGGCGGCAUUCACAAUGGCACAAGACACACACAAUCAUACUCACAUGCACCACCAAGGCAUGUAUACAACCACAUACUGUGUACAUGCUCAGUUCACACCCACACUCAUACAGCUAUAAACUCAUGAACCUGACUUAAAACAUACUAUGCAUACAUACAAAUAUACCGCCUAUGUGUGCAUGUGACAUGCAUACUGUACACUCAAAAUAAACAGGCAUUUAUAGCUACCCCAAAUAUCAUACCAUUGAAGACUGUCCCACAUAAUGCCUCUUCUCCAUGACUUCUCUUUGACCUUUAUUCAGACACUUCCUCAGAUUGUCCUCAUGUAUACCAGUUUUCUCUCCCUCUUUCUCUUCCUUUCCCUCCCCCUUUCUCUCCCAAUUUCUCUCCCUCUUUCUCUCCCUCUUUCUCUCCCUUUCUCUCCCUCUUUCUCUCCCUCUUUCUCCCCCCUUCCUCUCCUUUCUCCCCUCCUACUUCUCUCUCUUCCUCCCCACUUUUCUCCCUCGGUUCUCCCCGUUUCUCGUUCGCUCCUCUGUCCCCUUUCCUACUUUCUCUCCCUCUUUCUCCUCCGUUCCUUUCUCUCCCUCUUUCUCCCCCUCUUUCUCUCCCUCUCUCUCCCUUUCUCUCCUCCUCUCUCCCUUCUCCAAUUCUCUCUCCCUUUCCUCUCCCUCUUUCUCUCUCUUUCUCUCCCCCUUUCUCUCCCUCUUUCUCUCCCAAUUUCUCUCCCUCUUUCUCUCCCUCUUUCUCUCCCUUUCUCUCCCUCUUUCUCUCCCUCUUUCUCCCUCUUUCUCUCCCUUUCUCUCCCUCAUUCACCCACCCUAUUUCCAUAUUUAUGCAUUUUGAACAUGAACAUACAACAUGUAUUGCUAUGUUAAUAUGUGAUUUUCUGAAAAAAAAACGAUUGUUCAUUUUGCACCAACUCCAAUAAUUAUCUGAAGUAAAAUAGCCCACAUUCUCUAUAUGGACACCAUUGGGGAUCUGUGUGUGUUAGCUCGGGAACUUAGGUGUAGUAAUCUGGAAAAAUAAUAACAUGACAUCUUAAUGCUCAGGUCUCAGAUAACUCUCGUUGUAAUUGGGCAUGUACUUAAAACUACUUAGUUAAUAUAGUUAAGUUUUAGUUGUGUACUUUAGUGUGGACAGACAACAAUAUUUCCAGAUAGAAAUAGAUAGAAGUAGAUAUUAAGGGCAGUUUGUUCUUCUAAGUAUUUGAACCAGUGUCUGCUAACCAUGUGUAUGUGACCAAUACAUUUGAUUUGAUUUGAUUAUGUAUCUUUUUAGAACUUCUAGGAAAUGUACUUACUCACUAUUGAUCAUGGGCUGGUACAUGGGUCCUAGUGGAUCAUUUGUGUGUGUGUGUGCGUGUGUGUGUGUGUGUGUGUGUGCGUGUGCGUGUGUGUGUGCGCGUGCAGGUUGACGUUUAUUGUUGGAGUCCUGGAGGCAGAACUGAGCGAUUUCCCCUUAGAUAGGCCAGCUGCAAAGUCAAAAUGUGCUAUAUUGUAAAAAUUCAUGAAAACAAAAAUGUGCUUUUUGGUCUUAAUUUAAGGUUAGGGUUAGCAGUGUGGUUAGGGUUAAGUUUAAAGACUUUGUGGCUGUGCCAGCUAGUGACCACUCUACAGAGCUGCCUCCAGAACAAGAUUGGUGAUGAAAAACGCUAACCUGUGUGUGUGUGCGUGUGCAUACGUGAAUGCGUACGUACGUGCAUAUGUGUGUGUGCAUAUGCCUGUGUGUUUGUGUCUUUUGGGCUGAAUGGGGAGCUCAUUUGAAGCGGAGGGAGGGAGGUUAACUGUCAGAGCAGAGAGGGUUGCUGUUUACGUAAUGGAAAAAUCACUCCACAAGAUUAACAUGAAACACAGGAAAUGCUCUCAAUUGAGCCUGAUUGGUGUGUGUGUAUGUGUGUGUGCGGCGUGCGAGCGUGCGUGCAAUGAUGCGUGCGUGUGUAAUAUAACAUGUCUAUGCCAACAUCCUGAGUAAAGGUCCUGACAGUGGUGACAGUAGUUACUGUUUAUUUACCAUAUGUAUACUCCUAUCAAGAAAGGAUUCCUUCCUCUCUUAACAUCCAUGUUUUUCUGUUUUGCCAGAAAUAAUCUCAGUUGGAGUUUGUUGGUUUGAAGCACACUUGAACAAAAGUUUGUUUUUGGAGUUUUGUCAGAUUUUAUUGAACUUAAUUUGUCUCAUUCAUGUUUUUAUUCAUGUUAGAUGUGGCCCGUGUUGGUACAUGGUAUGAUAUGUUAUCAGUAGUAAUGUCGACAUAGAAAUAUAUUGAAGUAAUCAUCUAUUUUAACUCCUCACCAACCCGCUUAAGACUCUUAAGAUAAUUUCCAAGCCUUUUUGGUUGUAGAUAGCACCGUUUUUUCUAAGAGUGCACUACUGUUAGUCGCUUUGGAUAAAAUAGUGUGCUAAAUGGCAUAUUAUAUAUGAUAUUAUUCAACAACGACAACAACAAAACCAGUUAAAGCAGCAACAUUGGCAUUGGCACCCAGGUUAUCUAAGUGUAACCGUCACAGGGUAUACUCAAUGAACUUCUUCAAAUUACUAUCAUUCCAUUAGCCCUCUUGAACACCUGCUGCUACACAUGGAGAGAGCACUGGUACACAGUGCUGUGCAAUAAAAUCAUUGAUCAUCGUCAUCAUCUAUUGUGCAGACUACAUCAAAUAGCUCAUUUAUGACUUGCUGGGUUAUUGGGUUGUAUUCAUUUUCCUUGCCGCAGGUAGGUCAUUUAUAGAACUGAAAUUAUUGGAAAAGGAAAUUGAAAAGGAAAUUGUUUUCAUGGUUAGCUUGACCUUAAAGCUAUACGUGCCUUUGUACUAAAAUGUCAAUUUGAAACCAUGGCUGUGUCCGAAAUCUGGCUUGCCUACUACUUACUUAAACUCCAUACUGUGUACUAAACCACAUAUUGUACUAUUUAAAAUGUACUGUUUAAUAAAAACGAAUGCAGUAAGCAACAAAUAUCAGCAUACUAGGCUCAUCCUACUCAUAAUGCCUCAUCUAAUGCUCAAUUGCAUUGAUUCCCGCCAUUGGUUCAUUUUGGUACAGCGCGACUCCUCAGCUGAUUAUCAGCUGUCGUCAGACACACCUGGAUCUCAAAAGACGAUUCUCUUCCUCAAUAGUGUGCAGCAAAUUCUACUAGAUGAAAAGUCUUUUUUUACAUUUAUUUUUUACAUACUAUAAAACUUGGCUGGAACCCGGUUACCGAGAUUUACUGGGAUUUACCGCCCAAAACCACUCCCUUUUCCCGGGAUAAAUAACUGCGAGAAACCAGUAAAUUAUAAUAAAUGAUUUAUAUGAACAGCAAGGCGUGAAAUGGAACUGUUGAAUUAUAUGCAAUGUCUAAAUCUGGCUUCUCUACGGCCUCUGCAUGAUGAAUCAACGCUCAGGGUGGGGACAGACAGCCCAUCUCAGUAUGGAGCAGUUCACAACGCAUGUAGACCUAUCAUCUUAUCAUAGUCUAUGCUACAGUAAUAUAAAGACCGAAUGCGCGUCUAAUUUAACCAUCUCCAUCUGGCUUUCGGGGGUCACGUUAUUAUUUUAUUGUAAAGAUUUAAAAAAUAAAAAAUUGCAGCUGCAGAGUUUUAAAAUCACUCAAAUAUCAUUGCUUUAAAUCAGUGAACGCGCGAGCGCUCUGCAGUCUUUCUCUCUCUCCAUCAACUCCAUUCAAAUUGCAUCCUAAAUAGAUAAUCCUGUUCUAGAUUGAUAUAUAGCCCUAUAUAUAGAUGUCCUAGCCUACCUAUUUCAGGUAACACAUUCAAUGCUGUAUUAGCCUUAUAUUUAGCUAAUUAAUGAUGGGUUAUGCAUAAUAAGCUUCCAACUACCCUCUGUCUCAUGCGCAAUAAGCAAGCACCUGUCUCCGCUGGCCACUCCUUCGAAAAUUACUCCUUAGCUCUUGGAGUCCCAUGCAGGAAAAGCUAGACUAGAAUAGCUUGCUGGACAUUAUUUUAUUUAGCAUUUCUUAUACCAAUAGACUAUUCGAAGAGGGAUGCAAGCUCUUGUUUGCUGAAUGUUAAGUACAGCGGCCAUUAGAACUGAAAGAAAAGCGAACGCGCGAUGGCAGUAGGCUAUAGCAGUUAUUUAUUCAGACCCAUAACCAUUCAAUCUUCGUUAAGAGAAGAGAACGCCUUCUGCAUCUAAUUCUAGUCCUAUAUUAUUCAAGGAUGUCAUUAGAAUGAUGAAGAUAAGGACAAUGAAACCAAUUUCAUUUAACUGUUGAAAGCUCAAAUAAGCAAAGAGAAACAACAGUCCAUUAUUACUGUCAUGAGCCUCUCACUCCACCGGGUUACCACCUUAAUUUUCUUCCACUCUGCUCACCACUCUCUCUACUCAGCCUAACUAGCUCCACCUGUCCCUGCUCUGCUCUGCUCUAAUUACUCUGCCAGCUGCGCUGCAUUACCCACUACCUCUCCCAGUAUUUAAGGCCCUGUCUUUCAGCUCUCCGGUGUCAGAUCGUCUGCAAAGCUCACACCCGGAACCUGUUUGCUCGCGCUUCUGGCUCACCCUGGUUUUGUGACCCCGGACCUGCCUGAUUUUUGGAUACUCUUCUGCCCCAGGAGAUCCAGACCUGCUUCUGCCAUAACGACUCUUGACUACUCUUCAAUCCCGGUAACUCUGACCAGCCUUCUGCCUUGCUACUACGUAUUUUGGAUUUCCCUUGAACUGUACUGCUGCCUUGUUUCAUUCCGCCCUGUUGUGUCUGUGUCUCCCCCCCCCCAGGACUUCUGGACCACCCACCACCGGCUUCAUAGGACGCAUCGCUGCCACUGGGGGGGGCACAGACCCAGCACAUUGGACGGGAUCCCUGUUACCCCUGGAGCCUUCAUUCACACCCUACUUCCCUUUUCCCUUAAGUUUUAAUAAACUUUCUGGUGUGACGCAAUUGUGGUCCUCUGGUCGUCUGUCUGAACCGUGACAAUUACUUUAAGACAUGAAGGUCAGUCAAUCCGGAAGAUUUCAAGAACUUUCAACGUUUCUUCAAGUACAGUCGCAAAAAACAUUAAGCGCUAUGAUGAAACUGGCACUCAUGAGGACCGUCACAGGAAAAGAAGACCCAGAGUUACCUCUGCAGCAGAGGAUAAGUUCAUUAAAGUUAACUGCAUCUCAGAUUGCAGCCCAAAUAAAUGCUUCACAAAGUUCAAGUAACAGACACAUCUCAACAUCAACUGUUCAGAGGAGUGCGUGAAUCAGGCCUUCAUGGUCGAAUCAAAUCAAAUCAAAUUGUAUUUGUCACAUGCGCCGAAUACAACAGCUGUAGAUCUUACAAUGAAAUGCUUACUUACAAGCCCUUAACCAACAAUGCAGUUUUAAGAAAAAUAAGUGUUAAGUAAAUAAUAGAUAAGUAAAAAAUACAGAGUCAAUGUGCGGGGGCACAGGUUAGUCGAGGUAAUUGAGUUAAUAUGUACAUGUAGGUAGAGUUAAAGUGACUAUGCAUAGAUAAUAAACAGAGAGUAGCAGCAGCGUAAAAGAGGGGGUGGGGACGACAAUGCAAAUAGUCCAGGUAGCCAUUUGAUUAGCUGUUCAGGAGUCUUAUGGCUUGGGGGUAGAAGCUGUUAAGAAGCCUUUUGGACCUAGACUUGGCGUGCCGGUACCGCUUGUCGUGCGGUAGCAGAGAGAACAGUCUAUGACUAGUGUGGCUGGAGUCUUUCACAAUUUUUUGGGCCUUCCUCUGACACCGCCUGGUAUAGAGGUCCUGGAUGGCAGGAAGCUUGGCCCCAGUGAUGUACUGGGCCGUACACACUACCCUCUGUAGUGCCUUGCGGUCGGAGGCCGAGCAGUUGCCAUACCAGGCGGUGAUGCAACCAUUCAGGUUGCUCUCGAUGGUGCAGCUGUAGAACUUUUUGAGGAUCUGAGGACCCAUGCCAAAUCUUUUCAGUCUCCUGAGGGGGAAUAGGCAUUGUCGUGCCCUCUUCACGACUGUCUUGGUGUGUUUGGACCAUGAUAGUUUGUUGGUGAUGUGUACGCCAAGGAACUUGAAGCUCUCAACCUGCUCCACUACAGCCCUGUCGACAAGAAUUGCUGCAAAGAAACCACUACUAAAGGACACCAAUAAGAAGAAGAGACUUGCUUGGUCUAAGAAACACAAGCAAUGGACAUUUGUUUUUCAACAGGACAAUGACCCAAAACACACCUCCAGGCUGUGUAAGGGCUAUUUGACCAAGGAGAGCGAUGGAGUGCUGCAUCAUAUGACCUGGCCUCCACAAUCACCUAACCUCAACCCAAUUGAGAUGGUUUGGGAUGAGCUGGACCGCAGAGGGAAGGAAAAGCAGCCAACAAGUGCUCAGCAAACCAUUCCUCAUGAAGCUGGGUGAGAGAAUGCCAAGAGUGUGCAAAGCUGUCAUCAAGGCUAAGGGUGGCUACUUUGAAGAAUCUAAAAUCUAAAAUAUGAGAAGGUGUGUCCAAACCUUUGACUGGUACUGCAAGUAAAAAUACUUUAAAGUACUACUUAAGUAGUUUUUUGGUGUAUCUGUACUUUACUUUACUAUUUAUAUUUUUUACUUUUACUUCACUACAUUCCUUAAGAAAAUAUUGUACUUUUUACUCCAAACAUUUUCCUUGACACCCAAAAGUACUUGUUACAUUUUUAAUGCUUAGCAGGACAGGAAAUUGUCAAAUUCACGCACUUUAUCAACAGAACAUCCCUGGUCAUCCCUACUGCCUCUGAUCUGGCGGACUCACUAAACACACAUGCUUCGUUUGUAAAUUAUGUCUGAAUGUUGGAGUGUGCCCCUGGCUAUCCUUAAAUUUAAAAACAAGAAAAUGGUGCAGUCUGGUUUGCUUAAUAUAAGGAAUUUGAAAUUAUUUAUAACUUUACUUUUACUUUUGAUACUUAAGUAUAUUUUAGCAAUUACAUUUGCUUUUGAUACUUAAGUAUAUUUUUAACCAAAUACUUUUAGACUUUUACUCAAGUAAAAUUUUUCUGGGUGACUUUUACUUUUACUUGAGUCAUUUCCUAUUAAGGUAUCUUUACUUUUACUCAAGUAUGACAAUUGGGUACUUUUUCUACCACUGGGUGUCCUUAAUGUUUUGUAUACUCAGUGUACAAUACUGUACAGUAAUACAGUUCACACUCAAAAAGAUUAGCCUACUGGAGCUAGUUUCAUUUAUUUACCCAAGAGAGCAAAUAGCUAGCUGCAUCUAUGGCUUUUAUGUUUUUCUGUCGUGGGUAAUGUGCAGUAGCCUAUAUCAUUAUGUAUUGGAUAACGGCACAAUCAUUUGGGCUUUUUUGGGCUUGGGCUCAUUAAAUGUCUUUAAUGUAGGGCUCAUUAAAUACAUUUUAUGUAUGGCUCAUGCUCAGGUAGCAUCAGGAUAUAAUGUUUUAUCAAAGCUCGAAUCAAAUCCUGACAUAGGCCUAUUUAUAUGCUUUAUAAUGCUUUUGAAUGACACUUCUUUGAAUUCUUGCAAUGUACACUAGAUACCAGAUGUUAUUACAUCAGCCCCGACUUUCACAGCAUAGUUGAGAUGCCAUAUUCAUACAUAGCUCCUUGGCAGGAAACUCUAUAGUGAUAUUACCUGUACUAAAUCAAUGUUUUAUAAGAAUUAAUGAACCCGACUAAACCUACCACAUGUCACUCCCAAGGAGAAUCAUGCAGAUUAUUGAUGUGUCCUUUUUAGGCCUCUCUGAAACAGAACAGUUGUAUAACGGCCACACACUCACACACACACACUCCCAGGUCGGGGAGGCUGUUUUGUGAAAACACCUUGGGCUGAAUGGCAUCUGUUAAAAGAUGUUGACAUAUUUUCAGCAAUCAACCAUCAAACCCUGACCCAACUGGUUUCAUGCCUCUCCCUGGCAUCUUUCAUCAGAGACCUCUUAUCUUCUCUCCUGUUCCUCUCCUCCCACCAUUUCGAACAGCACCCUCCAUCCCUCGCUCACUGCCCACGAUAAAGGAGAGGAGCGAUAGAGAGACACACGACUCUGUGUCUGUGGAACAGUGUGUGUGUGUAUGUGUGUGUGUGCGUAUGCGUGUGAGAGCGCAUACUGUAUGUGUGCCAAGAGUAGCCUCCGUAGUGCAGAUAGCUCCUCACAGUGCUCUUGGCCUCCAUACUGGGAAAGUCCUUUGGCAUUGUGUCUGUUCACUGAGUAUGAACACUAAGAGUAUAUUUGGCGUUGUGUCUGUUCACUGAGUAUGAACACAGAGUAUAUUUGGCAUUGUGUCUGUUCACUGAGUAAAAACACUGAGAGUAUAUUUGGCAUUGUGUCUGUUCACUGAGUAAAAACACUGAGAGUAUAUUUGGCCUUGUGUCUGUUUACUGAGUAAAAACACUGAGAGUAUAUUUGGCCUUGUGUCUGUUUACUGAGUAAAAACACUGAGAGUAUAUUUGGCCUUGUGUCUGUUUACUGAGUAAGAACACUGAGAGUAGCCAUGUCCUUUUCAGUAGAUUUUAUUGUACUCUUUACCCAAUAGAUUGACGACACAGUGACUUUUGAACUAUCUUUCUCUCCUCUCUCUCUGACAGAUUUAUACUCUUCUAUCCCUGACCUCUGACCUCUGACCUUUGUAACUGCUUCCCUCUGACCCCUCAGCCCUCAUGUUGUCUCUGUCUCUCCAGAGAUCUGAAAUUGGAUAACAUCCUGCUGGAUGCACAUGGCCACUGUAAGCUGGCUGACUUUGGCAUGUGUAAGGAGGGGAUCCUCAACGGAGUCACCACCACCACCUUCUGUGGGACCCCUGACUACAUCGCUCCAGAGGUAAACCUCUACCCUCCACCCUCUACCCUUCAUCCUCUACCCACUACCCUCUACCCUCUACAGUCUGACAGUAAACCACCCUUUCAUCUUGGACAGUCUGACAGUAAACCACCCAGUCACUUAUCUGGGACAGUCUGACAGUAAACCACCCAGUCACUUAUCUGGGACAGUCUGACAGUAAACCACCCACUCACUUAUCUGGGACAGUCUGACAGUAUUCAACCACCCAUUCAUCUUGGACAGUCUCACAGUACAUAAGUUACUCUCUCACAUGCUGUACUCUUUCAUUGACUCGACUCUUUACCCUCUACUCUGCUUCUCUCUCACCGUUUCAUUCAAACAUUUUUUCACUCAAUCCCUCAAUCACUCAAUCAAUCAAUCACUCACUCACUCACUCAAUCAAUCAAUCAAUCAAUCAAUCAUUCAUUCACUCACUCAAUCAAUCACUCAGUCAAUGACUCACUCACCCACUCACUCACUCACUCAAUCAGUCACUCACUCACUCACUCACUCAAUCAAUCAAUCAAACUCAUGUACUCAUUUGUUCUACUCCUUCUCUCACUAUAUCAUCCCUAAUGAGCUAGUGUCACAACUAUUCUGUUCCCCCUUACUACCAUAUUAAUCCUGCUGUAGUGUAGCUGGUGUUAGUGUUUCCUGUCCCCCUGUGUGUUUUAGAUCCUAUAGGAGCUUUUGAAUGAGAUGGUGUUACAUUGUUUCCUGUCCCCCUGUGUGUUUAGAUCCUACAGGAGCUAGAAUAUGGCCCCUCUGUGGACUGGUGGGCUCUGGGGGUGCUUAUGUACGAGAUGAUGGCUGGCCAGCCUCCCUUCGAAGCCGACAAUGAGGAUGACCUGUUUGAGUCUAUUCUCCACGAUGAUGUCCUCUACCCAGUGUGGCUAAGCAAGGAGGCAGUCUCCAUCCUCAAAGCGGUCAGUGACCUACAGUAUACCUACCUGUCCUAGUCUGCCUGUAUCUCUCACUAUCCCUCUUUUUAAAAAAUCCUAUACCACCUCCUCUUUCGAUCUUCCUCUCUCUCCCACUCAUUCUUUGACUUGUUCUUUAUCAGCCCCCCUUUCCUCCCCACACCUUACCUUAUUGUCGUCUCCUCCUCCUCUUCCUCCUCCUCCCGCUGUCUCUCACUCUCUCUCUCUCUGUCUGUCUCUGGUGAGGUAGUAAAGUGGUGUUCAGCGAUUAGCAGAGUGAGGAGCAAGGAUGAGCAAGGCUGGGUGGAGUUAGUUCAGGCUGAGUUCAGAGAGCCACAGUGGCUGUGCAGUGCUGUGUGGGCUGGGGAGAGAGGCCUGGGAGAUAUUACACUUCAUGUGGGAAAAGAACAGCCUGUUUGUGUUCUCUGGUGGUUUCUGGGCUUGUGUAAUCGCACACUCGGGGAGGCGGGGUGGGCUGCCCCAGAAUUCAGAGGGUCCUCCUCUUCCAAGAACGCGGCCGGCUUUCUGUGUGUGUGUGUGUGUGUGUGUGUGUGUGUGGUGGGGGGGAUGGGGGGGCAUAAUAUUUGUUAGUGUGCUUGAGUGUGGAUGUGAAUUACGUGCUUUUUCGUUUGUGUCCUGUUUGCUGGUGUGUAUGGACAUUGUGUAAUUCUAUAUUUGUGUUUUAGUGUUGCAGGAUAUUCCUGUGAGUGUGUGAGUUUGUGUGUGUGUCCCUAGUUCCUGUGUGAUCUUUUUUCCAUCACAAGUCCUGCGUUUACUUUGGCUGUCCCCUGCCUGUUUGCAAAGCCUUGUGGGAAAGCAGGCAUGCUUGUCUUGGACUGGCACGUGUCACUCUGUGAUCAGUCUCACUGGCACUUUGGUCACAUUACCCGGCCCAGUGGUCCUAAUGGUCAUAUCUGGCCGCUAGAUUCUCGAAAUGACCACUGGCCUCUUAACGAUGACCACAGAGCAGAUCACUAAGACCACUCUGCACCACUUGACCAUCUCAACCCCUCACUCUUGCACCUCCAUUUCUCUCUUCCUAACAUUUACUUCCUCGCCCCAUGCUCCCAAGGGGGCCAAGAGGAUUAAGUCAAGUACAUUUAUUUUCCUUCCCCCUUUAUUCAUCUGCCUGUUUUCCUGUCCUGUAGUUCAUGACAAAGAGUCCAAACAAGCGUCUGGGUUGUGUGAUCACCCAGGGCUUGGAGGAAGCCAUCAAGGUUCAUCCCUUCUUCAAGGAGAUCGACUGGGUUUUGCUGGAGCAGAAGAGGGUCAAACCACCCUUCAAACCUCGCAUUGUGAGUAGCACCACACUUAUAGCUCAGACCAUGUAGGGUGAAGUUGCCCGUAGAUGCUGAUCUUGGGUCAGUUUAGCAUUUUAAGGUUAGGAUUGGGGAAGAGGAAGCUGAUCCUAGAUCUGCACCAAGGGUCAACCUUACCACGGAGUGUGUCUGAGCUCUUAGGGAACAUACCUUACUGUAUGUUUUAGGGCCCCUACUGUUCCACCCUCACCAUUAUUAACCCCUAACCUUCAACAUGGAAAUAAGUCGUAGACUUUUAUAUGUUUAUCCUCUGUUACGCUUAACCAAGUGUAUAGUUUAGUAUUUGUACCUUGUUUUUAAUUGAUCAAAUAAACUAAACUAAGAUCGUAAAUAUCUCCAAAGUUCCAAUCUCGAUAGCGCGUUUGGAACUCUGGGUCCUAACUUUAGUAUGCCCCAACUAUAGCGCUAGGCCACCAUUGUGUGUUUAUCUGUGUUACUACAGUAGUUGCCUCUCUUUUACCAUGCUCCUUUGCAUGUUUGUGCAACAAUCAGCCUCUGUAGGGGAGGCCUGUGUCUGUGCCAUACAAACAUGAACUUACACUGCCGUACAGAUGUAGGAUCUUAAUUUGAUCAUCUUGUUGCAGGAGAACUUUCCUGCAAUGCAGGACAUUUUUUACUUGUAGUGUAUUUGAGGUUUUAAAAGGCUUCUGAAGUUUGUAAUUUCCACUUAGAAAUGUCAGACUUGAUUUUUGCUUAAGAUUUUUUUUUUUUACUCCUACAAAAAUGUCCAUUAAUUUCAAUCCACAUAAUAAUUCACAUUUCCUGUGGCUGCAGCAAUAUUUUCCUGCUGUAGAAAACAGGCUUAGAUGAUGAUCCUACAUCAGUAUUCCUGUGUGUGUAUAGUGUAAAGAUAGAGAGCUGCGGAAUGGGCUGGGUAUGAGGUAUUAUGAAAUGCCUGAAGGGGUGUGAGGGGAAGGGUCCGUCCUGUUCCCAUGUAUACAGAGAGGGGACGACAAGCGCCUCAAGAAUCACACAACGUGAAUGAGAGAAUUGGGGGCAUGAAAGAGAGGUUCUGUGAUCACUCCAUCCAAGUCUAAAUGUCAAUCAGCCUUGUUUUAGAAUGACUUUAUCAAGGAAACACAAACAACAGUCAAUCCAUAUGUGACACUAAUUCACUAGUAAUAACACUAUGACUGUCUUUAUAAAUGUUUUCAGAGGUCUAAUUCUUUGGCAGUCAUCAUCCUGUUUUUCCUUACUAUCUGACCCUUCUACUUCCCUUCCUUCCUGCUCCUGUACAGAAAACCAAAAGGGACGUGAACAACUUUGACCAGGACUUCACUCGUGAGGAGCCUGUCCUCACCCCUGUAGAAGACGCCAUUAUUAAGCAGAUCAACCAAGACGAGUUCAAGGGUUUCUCCUACUUUGGAGGAGAGGAGACUCUGUCCUAAGGCCUGCAAACACACACACACACACA